Desarmillaria tabescens is the source of this 1921-nucleotide messenger RNA. Its product is annotated as glycoside hydrolase superfamily. The transcript has 16 exons. Gene Ontology annotation, biological process: carbohydrate metabolic process. The coding region runs from base 1 to 1803 and encodes 600 amino acids. Gene Ontology annotation, molecular function: beta-glucosidase activity. NCBI's taxonomy places the organism in Eukaryota, Fungi, Basidiomycota, Agaricomycetes, Agaricales, Physalacriaceae. The record is from RefSeq and is a predicted model, not a curated record.
AUGCUCACCCAAGUAUUGUUGCUCUUUUUCGCCUUUUCCAAUAGCUGGAGCGGAAUUUCUGUAGCACUCGCACAGUCGGUUAUGGGAACAACCUCUUCAGUAGUAUCCACUACUACCAGUACAACAAGCCCCACAAGUGUCACAAACACGGAUAGCUUUCCUCCCGUCGGGCCUAUUCCUCGUGAUUACACACCAGAAAGACUGGAACAACUCUGGGAUAUCGUCGGGCCUGUCGAGCCUCCUCCAUUCACCACCACCCGUAUUCCCACCGCAGCAGUGACCCUACCGCCAUCUCCCCCGCCUAUUUAUCCAUCGUUCUAUGCUCAUGCCCCGAAAGAUAUCUUGCCAGACUUGAAAUUCCCCAAAGGUUUUAAAUUCGGAGUCGCUACAUCCGCGUACCAAGUUGAGGGCGCUACGAAGAAUGAGGGCAAGGGACCUACGAUGUGGGACUGGGCUACGAGACAGCCCAAUGCUGUAAUUGACAACACGACUAGUGAUGUCGUCGAUCUUCAAUAUUUCCUGUACAAAGAAGAUGUCCAACGCAUUGCCACUCUUGGAGUCACUGCGCAUUCUUCGUCUAUUGCGUGGACGAGGAUCUACCCGUUUGGCGCAGCGGAUUCUCCUAUUAAUACUGCGGGAAUUGAUCACUAUUCCGAUGUUAUUGAUUACCACUUGGCUCACGAUGUGGAGCCUGUCGUAACUUUGUUCCAUUGGGAUACACCGCUCGCCCUUCAGGCGUACUACGGGGGUCUCACAUCUCCGGAAAUAGUCAACGACUUUGUAAACUAUGCCAAGACGAUAUUCAAGGCAUAUAACGGCCGUGUUAAAACUUGGUUGACUUUCAAUGAACCGAGUUUUUAUUGUAGCAAGUUUGCAUCUUAUCCUUUCAUGUUAACUCGUCUACCGCUUUUUAUCAAUGUGCAUACAAUCUAUGGGCCCAUGCAGGAGCCGUCAAGCUCUGUCGAUGUACUACGGCAAUCUACCACUCACUCAUCCAUUUCCUUGCCAGCAUUUCGUGGAAUGAACAUAACAGGAGAAAUUUCUUUCAAAAACGAUGAUUUCAUAGGCACGCCGUGGAGAAGCAAUAUUACUGAGGAUGCACUUGCGGUUGAACGUCAUGCGGCAGUCGGAAUAGGCCUUUUCUCAAAUCCUGUGCACACAACAGGUGAUUGGCCUGAUGUUGUCAAGGACACCCUCCUGGCCGAGUAUCUGCCCCGCUUCACCGACGAGGAAAAGAUGGACCUUCUUGGCUCUGCAGAUUUCUUUGCCAUUGAUGCCUAUCGUUCGUCAUGGGUAAAGGCACCGGAUGAAGGAGUCGACGCAUGUAUGACAAAUACUUCCCAUCCCUUGUGGCCUGGCUGUAACGAACCCGUAUUCUUUGACUCGGGUUACGGCUGGUCCGCAGGUCCCGCUGCUGGCCAACAGGCUUCCUCCGUCCAAGCAACGCCCGUGGCUAUCCGUACUUUGCUCAAGGGCAUCCAUUCUCGAUGGCCGAUAUGUUUCGCGUUCGGUGCUGUAGAACCUUUCGACCUCCCGGGUACAGAUAUAUCGAUAGUAAAGGACGAUGUGCUCCGAACAAACUAUUACCUCACGUACCUUGGUGAGAUGUUGUUAUCCAUCCACGAAGACGGUGUUCCGAUAGAGGGCGCUUUCGCUUGGGGAAUGAUUGACGAUAUAGAAUGGUUAUAUGGGACAGUUGUCAGGACUGGUAUCCAGCACGUCGAUUACACAACAUUGGAGCGCCUGUACAAGCGUUCAGCACUUGCCUUGGCAGAGUUCUUCGAAUCGCACCUUCAUGACUGAGGUGAUUGUUAUAGUACAGUACUCGGUUUUCGUAGAGUUGCAAAUUUAGGAAUGGCAGCACCCUUUUUCUAUUGCAGUCUGGCGCGACCACCAAUGAAAACUAGUCAUUUAUGAAGCG